Molecule: messenger RNA, 2172 nt
Organism: [Torrubiella] hemipterigena
Lineage: Eukaryota; Fungi; Ascomycota; Sordariomycetes; Hypocreales; Clavicipitaceae
Source: the annotation of a GenBank genome assembly
AUGACAGCGACGGACUUGAAGAUACCAUCUGCACAACGAGACCUCGACACUUUCGAUCCCAUUUCCAGAGUGUCAAGCCCCAGCCGUAGCAGCGCCGCCGCCGCAUCGAUUGCGACCUCAACCACCAUGCUCACCGUCAACUUCUCAACACCCUUGACUGGGCCUGCACGGGCAGAAAGAAUUAAACAAAUGUCUGACAAACAUCCCGCAUUUGAAAAGUCUCGCCUGUCGCAACAAAUCCUGGUCAAGAUCCAACACUCUUUGCGUCGCAUGCCCGGUAUCUCGGCCAGCGAAUCUUCAGAAAUCAUCGAACAGCUGCAAGAGGUGGGCCAAAUCAUAAAUAAUGAGACAACUGCUCUUGUGGACGCCCUCGCCAACAUGUCCCUCGACCAGGAGGAGACGGAAAAGGCCCUGGCCCGUCUUAGUAUCGAAGGGAACUUGGCCAAAGCUGAGACUGACUCCAAGGAGAGCAAGAUCGAAAGCCUUACUAGCGAGCUCAAGGAAGAGACUGAAAAGAGACGCCAUGCCGAAGCUGCUGUGGAAGAGGCCGUUGAAAACCUGCAAAAGCUGAGCAACGAGUGUCGCGAGCUUAAAGCAAGAAAUGAAGAUGAUGGGAGCAAGACACCCGAAAUUAUUCGUAAUUUGGAAGAAACUAUCAAGCAUCUAGGCGAGCAAGUCAACAGCCGUCGCUCGAUAUGGCUAAUGAAGAACACCGACCCGGACUCUGUUGCUAGAGCUAUUGAGACACUCGCAGUUUCUGUGCAAGACAAUCCGUCCGCGCACAGAGCCUUGAUGUCGCUCAAGCCCAAUGCAGUACCAGAUGAUCUGCAUGAAAACGGUGGCAGCGACUUUUCUCGCAUGAUUAAUGAAUUCCCAGCACCCGUGAGACCCCAGUCCGCAUUUCAACCCAUCCACAGGACCGCCUCUGGACCAAUGGCCAAGGCUAGUAACUUCCACUUGAGCAAUGGUAGAGUCCCUUCGGGGCCUCCAGCUCGUCGCUACCAGGGAUCUUGGGGCAGUAAUGCCUACUCUCAGCCUUUGAGACAUGGGCAUGCCUCUAACUCGCUGAUUCCCGUCUCCUCCUUUAGCCAGAUGGGCUCUCGCAAGAGCUUUUCCGGCUCUAGAUUCAGUCCCGGAGACAGAGACAGCGGCAGAUGGUACGGCCAAAGCGACGGGUUUGAAGGCAGAACCGGGUCGUUUGCAAGAGGUCGAGAAAUGUACCCUCCUACCCCGACUGCUUCAAAUAGAGGGAGAUAUGGCCGCCAUGCGGACAGCCAAGGCGGUGGUUUCCAGGACUUCCAGCCGCUUCAUGGGCCUGGCAAUGCUCUCGUGCCUCACAGCUCCAGCGGACCGCUUGUGCAUACAGGCGAGCGCUAUGUCCAGGGUUGGCAUGACAGUGUGAUGGAGCUAUACAAUCUUAUCCGGAUCUUUGUUGAGAACCACUCCGUUAGACAUGACGCUGGGCUUGCCCGCCGAGUCAGCGGAACAGCCAUAUGGCCUAUUCUUCUGGCUACGUACUAUCCGCUCUCAGAGCCCGAGGCAGCUUCUUACCUUGACUUUCAUCUACGCGAUGCAAGCUCCAAGUCGUGCCUGAUUACCCGAGUCAUCAUUGACUACAUUGUCAAUCGAGUUUGGGUGCCUGGAGCUUGGACUGGCCAGGACAGCGAGAUUUCGUAUUCUCUGCUCGAAAUUGAGCGAGACUUGGAGAAAAUGCAUGGCCAAACUUCCUCCCUUCGCCAGCCCCUGUUGGACAGGCAGGCUACUAUUGUCAACGGCAUCAUUAAAGGGGAGAUGGGAAGCGCAUUCAACAAGACAAAGAUUGAAGAGGUUACCCGAACUCUUCUCACCAACCUCAAGCCUCUGAUUGACCGCAACACUGACCCCAAGGAUGCCUAUCAGGAUAUGGAAAAGGUGGCUGAGAAUGCAUGGGACUUGUCCUCCCGCAUCCUUACCAGUCGUCUUACCUUUGACUUUCGCUUUCCUGAAAUUGGCAGCCGCUUCUCAUCCCAGUCAAUGGUGCCUAUUUGGCCAGAGGGCGAUCCUAUGGAACUCCAGGCUAAGCACUGGCGCAUCGCGUUGGUGACGACGCCAGUGAUUACCUGCAGAAAUGAUACGGGCACCAAUAUUUCUGCUCAUUCGGUUGCCUUGGCAGAUGUAUUCUGCAUGCAGUGA